Molecule: messenger RNA, 321 nt
Organism: Fusarium redolens
Lineage: Eukaryota; Fungi; Ascomycota; Sordariomycetes; Hypocreales; Nectriaceae
Exons: 1
Coding region: 1-321 (106 amino acids)
Source: RefSeq, a predicted model, not a curated record
AUGUCUUUCCCCAACGGUCAGGGACUUCCAGUCCAAGUCUAUGAAGAUAACACUUGCACUUCUGCUGGGGGCAACCCAGCUAAUAACAACAACCGCUUUAUCCUUCAACCUGUACAGCCUAACAACAUGCCCGGUAAUAAUAGUGCCCUUCUCGUGAGAGAGGCUGCUGGCUUUACCAACCCUCUUCCGCAGGCUAUACUCACGGGGCAAGAAAACAUCAAUACCAUUCAGCCUGCUCCCGCGCUCUUUGAUCACAAUGCGUGGUUGGCUCAAAACACUACGCCGGGUGCUCCAACAACUGUUGCUGGUCUCACUCCUUAG